This is a messenger RNA of Phytophthora nicotianae INRA-310, 870 nucleotides long. RefSeq lists its product as hypothetical. Gene Ontology annotation, biological process: DNA repair. Bases 1 to 870 code for a protein of 289 amino acids. The record is from RefSeq and is a predicted model, not a curated record. Lineage: Eukaryota; Oomycota; Peronosporomycetes; Peronosporales; Peronosporaceae. The transcript has a single exon.
AUGCCCAAACGUUCGCAAUCCUCGCAAGGAAUUGGUCACAGGAAGCGUGCGAAGGCGUCGCCGCCACCGGAUCAAGGCGGAUUCUCACUGGGAGAUGUAGUGGCCAACCUCAAGAAGGCUGCUGUUCAGCACGCCCACUUACCGGAGACUGUCAUUUCGAAGCUCUUCGAACAGGACGCGACUAUCUCGUACCUCACGACGGACCACAAAAGUUGGGUUUACCAUGUGCCACGCUGGUAUUGGCACGUGUUCAAGCACGCCACGCCUGAAGAUCUUCGCUUAGCAGACGAAGACACAGAGGAGGCGCUCACCUGGUCGGCGCUGUUUAUGCGAGCAUGGGAGGCACACCCGAAACAGCACGAUACCAUCAUGAUGUUUGGCAAGCCGGCGAAGCUCCCGCGGUUUCAACAGCUUUGUGGCGAAAUGGGGAGCUAUCGCUACUCCGGCAAGACGUUUGAAGCUCAGCAGAAAUUUCCGCCGGGUCUGAGGCACGCUGUGCAUCAAAUGCAGCGAAUAGUGGAGAACCCCACUACGCAGCACCACACACGGCUCACAGGAGGGCUCGUGAACUGGUACGAGAAUGGAGAUCACUACAUCGGACCGCAUGCAGAUGACGAGCGUGACAUGAUGUCGUGCUCUCCAAUUGUGGCGUUGUCAUUAGGAGCAACUCGACGUUUUGUGUUCACUAAAAAGACUUCCAAGACUGCUCCUCAAGGCGAAGAAGCAGUGGCACGGAUGGAGCUGCAGAUAAAAGACGGAGACUUGAUGAUCAUGGGCGGCACCACGCAGAGAACACACAAACAUGCAGUGCCUAAGAUGGCGCGUUGCCGAGAUCCAAGGAUCAGUGUCACCUUGCGCUGCUUUGUUUAA